Molecule: messenger RNA, 5718 nt
Organism: Zootermopsis nevadensis
Lineage: Eukaryota; Metazoa; Arthropoda; Insecta; Blattodea; Termopsidae
Source: RefSeq, a predicted model, not a curated record
GUAGCAUCUCCCAGUCUCUGCAUGAUGAGUUGUCCAGAUCGCUACUGCGUCUGCUUAGCUCCGAGCUUGGCGAUGUCUGCUUGAGACCCAGUGGACAGAAAGACUUCCCCAUCUGCGUGUGUGUUUGUUGGCUUCGUUGGUACACCUCGCCAUGAAACUCACGUGCUUAUUGGUGUUUCUGCAUGUUCUGACGACCCAAAGGGUAUCGACAUCAGCGAACAGGGGUUUCAUCUUCACAGCUCCGAAGCGGUUGCUGGCCGACAGCAUAGAGUCUGUGUGUUUGUCUCUCCACAAUGUGAGCGGAAUUGCUCACGUCAGCGUAGACGUAUUGCACCCGGAUUCCGAUGACAAGAUCGCAUCUACUCGGCACGACAUAAAAAAUGGAGCAGGAAGCUGUAUGGAGCUAUUUGUGCCACCCACAUUACAAGCACGGGGUCGGCUCCACCUGAAGGUGCGGUUUGAUGAACACUAUGACUACAAUAUUAACAGCGUGAAAGAAGUCCACAUCCAACAUGACCCAUACAUCACUCUGAUUCAGACAGACAAGCCAGUUUACAAACCUGGACAAGAGGUCAAGUUCAGGAUUCUCACACUCACACAUGACUUGAUGCCCAUCACUACCGCAAUUAGUAGAGUAUGGAUUGAGAGUCCGUCUCAGAUUCGGUUGGCUCAGUGGUUGGAUGUGAGGACACAAGAAGGAUUAGCACAACUUAGUUUCCAACUCUCUCAUGAGCCUCCCCAGGGUCUGUGGGAGAUAAACAUUGAACGAAACAAAUCUCACACUUAUGCUCAGAAGUUUGAAGUUCGUGAAUACGUUCUUCCAAGGUUCGAAGUCACCAUUAAAGCUCCAGACUAUAUCCUGGCUGAUGCAAAACAUCUCAAGUGGACUAUAUGUGCCAAGUAUUCAUAUGGACAGCCAGUGAAGGGACGGCUGCAUAUUAAGGCCAUUCCUCAGACUCCAACAUGGCGCCAGAAGAAAACAAAACCACCAGAGAUCAAGUUGAUGACCGAGUUGCAUAGCAGUGAUGGCUGUUACACAUUCAACAUCACAGGAACAGACCUGGGGUUGCAUGAUUGGGAUAUCGCCCCUAACAGCAUCGUUGUGUUUGCCUUUGUGACGGAACGUGGGACUGACAACACUCAGAAUGCUUCUUCUGUCUCUUCUGUGAUCCACCAGGCACUCAAACUGGAAUUUAUGCCUCACAGUCCACAGUACUUCAAGCCAGGACUGCCAUAUAAGGGAAAGGUAAAAGUUCUGAAGCAAGAUAAUACUCCUGCAGUUGGGGAAGUGUUACAACUUUGCCUGAAGGUACGAGGGAAAGGAGAAUGGAGUCGUACACUUGUUGUGUGCAAGAAUUUCUCAUCAGAUGUAGAGGGAUUUGUUCAGUUUAUGGUUCCACCACAGCAUCGCAAUAUUGUGCUUUUGUCUUUUGUGGCCACAGCUGUAGGGUAUCAAACCAAGUAUUACUCACCAGACAAACGAUGGCGAGUGUUUAUGGACCAGCCGUCUGCUUUCUUUGAUGUUCACACCUGGUUUUCUCCAACAGAUAGUUACAUUGAAAUAACAGAUAAAAAUGAGAAGACUCUCAAAUGUGAAUCACACCACAAAUUUGACAUUUAUUACACAACGCAGCCAAACAUCACCCAGCUGACCUUCCAUUAUCUGGUAAAAUCACGAGGUGACCUCAUCCACUUCGGCCAAAUCCAACAUAACACGCAAAAUCGAAACCUGAGGUUGGAUGAAGGGUUUGUCAAUAUUCUCGGAGGUAAUGAUGAUGCAGACAGGAACUCCACCAGUGGAGAGGCAGACAAUGAAGAAGGAGCCAUAGAGAAGACCAUAGACAAAGUUGUUCUCAGCAUCAAAAUACUCCCCAGGAUGUCGCCACUGAGCUACAUUUUGGUGUACUAUGUCCGAGAAGAUGGGGAGACUGUUGCUUCCAUGUAUUCCAUUCGAGUAACAAAGUGUCUCGCUAAUAAGGUUAGUGCAACGUUUUCUGAGAAUCGCCAGUUUCCAGGGUCAGAAGCCCAACUAGAGAUUACAGCUGCCCCUCAGUCUCUCUGUGCUCUGUCUGCAGUUGACAAAAGUACAAGUUUCUUGGCAAAACCCGGCAACAAAGUGGAUAUGGAACGAGUGUUCCAGGAGCUGUCACGCUUCCCAAUUGAUGCAAACAGUGCACCGUUACAGAGUGAUCCCUGGGAGUAUUGUGCCAAAAAGGCUCGAGGGCAUGAAAACACAACAGCAGUGGCUGAAACAGAAGAGGAAAAUCUUAGACCUGCUCGAGGAGGUAUUGUGGAGCCUCCUUUCUGGGAUUUGCGCCGUCGGAGGAGGAAACGAUUUAUAGCUACUCAGCCACCUUCCAAGUAUGUGGACUCCAUUCAAGCAUUUGAUGAUUUUGGCGUAGUGGUGAUGUCUGAUUUGACUUUGGAGACAAGGCCAUGUAACACAAUGACAGGUAAGUGUAUGAAUAUCAUGAGCAUAUUUUGCAUGGAGCUUACUCUUUUGCUUUUAUCCAAAUAUAAAGGCCUCCUUUUGUUGAAUCUUCAGUAUUCUGCCUUUCAUAUUGUGUUCUUGUAUGUUAUUGUGGAUUUAUCUCCUCCAAAUAGAUCAGAUGAACCAGAUGUUUCUCCAGUACAUGGACUGAUGAUGCCCAACAUGCCACCGCUUGCUUUCCCUCUUAUUGUUAAGGCAGCCACAAUCCUUCAGGGCUACAUGGAAGACUCACACUCUUCAGCAGUGGAGGUGCGCUCAUUCUUUCCUGAGACCUGGCUUUGGGAGCUGCAGUACACAGGUGACAGUGGAGUGGUCACUCUGAAGCGGGACCUGCCUCACACGGUCACAGAGUGGGUUGGUACCACAAUCUGUGUGUCUCCACAGCUCGGACUGGGCAUUGCACCACCUGCACAACUCACAGCUUUCCAACCUUUCUUUUUGGACUAUACAAUGCCAUAUUCGGUGAAGAGAGGCGAGGUGGUCCAACUGAAAGUUUCACUCUUCAACUUCCUGUCCUACAGCCUGCCUGUGCGAAUAAUUUUUGAGGAUUCACAUGGAGUGGAACUUCUGAACAACAGUUCUGUUGCCUUGGCUUGUGUGAGUGAGCAAACGACUUUUGUGCAACAGUUCCAUAUUCGAGCAUCAGAUCUUGGUUAUGUGAACAUAACUGUGUCUGCUGAGGUGGACCCCAUGUAUCCUGAGGAGUGUGGUCCAGAAACAUUGGUCCAUGUAAAAGAUGUUCUUGUGAAACCAAUCCUUGUGCAUCCAGAAGGCUUCCCAGUAGAGGUCACUAGGUCAGCUUUCAUCUGUCCCUCAAAUUUCUCGGAGGAUGUUCAUGUUUUGUGGUCGUUAGAGCUGCCAUCAGAUGUUGUAGAGGACUCUGCAAGAGCUGAAGUCAGUGCUGUAGGAGACCUACUGGGACCAACAUUACAGAAUCUGGAUGGGCUGGUCCAAAUGCCAAUGGGGUGUGGAGAGCAAAACAUGAUUCUGUUUGUUCCAAACCUCCAUGUUAUCAAUUACCUGAAUGCGACCCAACAAGAGAAGCCUGUUCUCAAAGCUGAGGCUAUCAACAAUAUGAAGAAAGGAUAUCAGCGAGAGCUGAACUAUCGUCAUUCUGAUGGUUCCUACUCAGCAUUUGGUGAUGCAGAUGAUGAAGGGUCAAUGUGGCUGACUGCUUUUGUAGUGAAGUCAUUUGCCCAGGCUCGAUCCCACAUCUAUGUUGAUGAGGACGACCUCAAGGUCAGCAUGCGAUGGAUCACGAAGAAGCAGCUGGAGAAUGGAUGCUUCCCUCUUGUUGGGAAGGUAUUCCACAAAGACAUGAAGGGUGGUCUCACUGGAGAAACUUCUUCUGCAGCGUUGACAGCAUAUGUACUCAUCUCGCUGCUGGAAACAGGGCUUACUCUCUCCUCUUCUGUCACAUCUAACACCAUCUUCUGUCUGAAAGGAGACUCAGAUUCUGAUGUCUAUACACUUGUUCUUACUACUUAUGCACUUGCAUUGCUGGGAGAGACAGACAUGGCAGAGGAGUCCCUCAAACGGCUGCUUGGCAUGGCAAACAGGCAGCAAGACCUGCUUUGGUGGGAAAAGUCAGGCACAGCGUCACUAGGCCUGAGUGUGGAAAUGACAGCGUAUGGAAUUCUGUCUCUUGUCAAACUUGGUGGGGAAGAGAACCUCAUCAGUGCUCUCCAAGCUGUGCGGUGGAUCUCCAAACAUAGGAAUGCACAGGGGGGCUUUGUCUCAACUCAGGAUACUGUGGUAGCCCUGGAGGCAAUGGCGAAGUAUGCUGUCAUGUUGCCGCACAGUGAGAAUGGUCUCAGUGUGGUAGUGACUGCCACUGAGAUGGAACACACAUUCUACAUCCACGAACAUGAAAGACUGCUUCUGAAAAGACAACCUCUCCCAGUGUUACCGACUGAAGUGGAAGUGGAUGCAGUAGGAGAGGGGUGUGCUCUGGUGCAGACAUCUCUCAGGUACAAUGUGAAGAAUGCAUCAGGUAGUGAUGCCUUUGAGCUGGAAGUGAGGACUGACCCUGUUGCAUCAGUGGAUAAAUGCACCAUGCAGCGAGUAGAGGCCUGUGUUCGCUACAAGUUGCCAGACCAGACAUCCAACAUGGCUGUCCUAGAGGUUUACAUGGUGACUGGCUAUGUGCCAGAUCGUGCCUCUCUUUAUCAACUGUCACAUCAGCCAGAUCUCAAUGUGAAACGGUGGGAGGAGGAGAAGGACCGAGUCAACUUCUACUUUGAGGAGCUUUCCACUAGGAGGCAGUGUGUUGGCUUCCUUGUGGUGCAGGAAACAGAAGUAGAAAAUCCAGCAUCUGCCAUUGUCAGAGUCUAUGACUAUUACCAGAAAGAAAUAUCUGUGUCAGCCAAAUACAACAUUGAUGGGGGCUGCAGGAGUGAAAUGCUACCUCAUCCUCAGCCAGACAUCUCAAGUGAAAAUGCUACAAAACAAUAUCUAGACUAUGGUGAAAUGGAUAUUGUGUAUGCCCUACCACAAGAUCUCCAAGUGACUGCUCCGAGUAUCAAUGAAGUUCCAGUUUCUGUAAUGCAAGCAGACACCAGCACAUUAAACAGUGUGAAUGGAACAGAGGGGCUGAAUCCACAGUUCAUGAUUGUGGACCAUGAACUGGAAACCCCAUCUGGACAGGAAGGACCUAUACCAUCAUAUGCUUUACCUCAAGCUGACAAAGAUCCUAAUGCGACAGAUGCUGCCAUGUCAUGUCCCACCUGUCAUGACAGUCCUCCUAGUGAUUUCAGAAAGCUGUACUGCAAAUCUGGCACAGUGUACAAACUUUCUACCAGAAAGGGCAGUAAUGCCAGGUUCUUGAUUAACAUGAGCCCUGGGCAGCCUACUCACAGGAUACGAAAGGUGGCAAAACUGGUGCUGGGAGAAGAAUGCAGGUGUAAGCCACUUGAGAAAGUAGGAGGACAUUUAUUGCUUUUGGAUCAAAAUGCAAGCUCCAGCUCCGUGGAAGAUGAAGGGGAUGUAGAUACACCUGAACUGAAGCUGAACAGCUCAAUGAUUCUCAUUGGUGUAGAGGUACUGCCUGGCCAGCCUGAAAUCGUUAAACUGGCUCGGAAUGGUUGCUAACGCUUGGCAGAAUCUCUGAAAUUGGAAUGAACUAUAGCCAAAAUGGAAGAACAUUCUCUACGUGCCUGUUACAGCCCCUACUUUAUUGUGUUUUCAUGUGUCUACAAUUUUUAAUACAAUGAACAAUAUCUAAGACA